AUGGCUCAGGCAAGGAUGGCGAAAGCAGCGGCAGCCCGGGCCCAUGAGAAACAGCUGCGGAACGAAGAAGACUUUUGUCGCCAGCGAAAUAGGCUGAAGGAGAUAGCUGCUCUUCUCGAAAGAGAUCGCAGGUUUUCUGAAACCGAGAGAAGAGGCGUGAGAAGGGGAAUGGAAGAAAAGCGUUCAAAAUACGCAGAAGAGAGCCGGCUGUCUGAUGCGGGGAAUCAAGGGGAGAAGGCUGACGUGGUGUCCACUGGACGAUCAGAAGAGCAGACAUACAGUCGGGAUAGCGAAGAAGGGGGACGCCGGGUCACCUCCGCAGGUGAAAGGAGCGAUGGUGAUCUGGAAGAGCUCCAGGACGCACCUGGGAAGACGAAAGAACAGACGGCUGAAGACGCUUCGAGGAGAGCGGUGGAAGACGACACGUCGCACACAGAAGAGCAGAAGACUCAACAGCGACAGCAGACACUCUCGCAGCCGGAAGUGGAUACGAGAGAGAGGGAAAACCAAUUGCGACAGCUCCAAGAGAACUGGAAAAAGUGCCAGGAAGCCAUAGGGCACGAGUUAGCCAGGCAGCUACGGAAGGUCCGACAACAUUCAGAAGAAAUCAAGGAGGACGAGGCACGGAAACACCUUAACAGCAUUCGACGAAAAUGCCUCCGAAUGAAGAAGGAGCAUCACAAACAUGAUGAACGUGCCGAGGAGGUGAGCAUUUCAGCGAGGAGGGGACGGCUGCAAACACACAUCGACCCGGACCUGCAACAAAUAGUGAAAACAUCAGCGGCAGCAGAGAGAUACCGCUGCAGGCAGGACCACGGAUCGCGAAAGGGGAAACGCCAACAGUUUCGGCGAGGUAGCCUUCGUGAGGAAGAUAUGCUUUCACAGUUGGUAUCAAGAACAAUGAAGGGAGAACUAGACCAGGCGGUUUCAGAGCUACGCCAGAGCACACUAGCAACUCAGCGAAGUAGCCGAGUCAUCGAUCACGCCCCCAGUUCUCGCCCGAAGAAGAAGAAGCUACACAUUACAACAGACGGGCUUGCAAUGCUUCGAAGCGCUGCUGUUACCCAGGUGCAGCUAGAUAUGGAUGAGGCAUAUGAGCGAGACGCGUUUCAUCGUGGCUACAUUGGCACUUUGUGGAUAUGGAUUGAUUUGGUCAAAGGCGUGAACCCCCUCCGUCUGUCUUUCGGAGACACGUUAUUUGUUGUCGUCCGAUGUCCUACCCAGGAGCAUCAAUGGCAAAAGUGGCAGUCUGGGUAUACUGCGAACUUCGGCUGGGACGAGAGCUGCACCUUCCGUAUUAGAUACAAACGAUACCCUAAUGAUCGGUUUCUGAGACUUGAACUCUGGAAGAAGGACUCCCGGCAUCAAGGCAGGCGCUUCCUGGGCGAAGCACAGGUUCCAUUUCCAGGUUUUGAGACUCGAUGGGAUGGUUACGUUCAGCUAUGCUGGAAUACCCUUCUUGGGGGAGACCGCAUCGACUUGGAUUGCGGCCAACUGCACUUGGGUUUAAAAUUCUCCCUAUCUGAGAGUCGACAAGGCAGACAUCCACAGAGGACCGACCGUGGUAUGCAGGAGCGAAAAUCCGGCAGCCGACAUGGCCGCAAACAGGUGGCCUCGAAGGGAGAUAUACCGAGAGCGGGAAUUGCUGAUGAGGCAGUGCAGGUGGACUGCGCAACGCUCGGCCUUGUAGAGCAGCCUGACGCACGGCCAUCUGUGGUACCACCACGAGAAAUGGCUGAUGAAUCUGUACAGGUGGACUAUAAGUCCCUCAUGAUUUCCAGUGAACCUCUUAGAGAGCCGUCGUGCCCACCUGCAGUUCCCCUGGCAGACGACAGUGUACAAGUAGAGUCUCCGCAUCUCGCUGAGGAGGUCCCUUCUUUAUCACACGAGAAAGGUUCAAAUAGGGGCACCUCGUGCACGUACAAUGCGCCUUUCCCUAUGAUGACGGAGGAAGAGUUGGACGUAAUGGUGCCGGCUGCGUUGGCGCAGAUGGACGAGUAUGCCAAGGGUACUGAGUGUCUGAGUUGGGAGAUGGUCGUAGAUGUGGACAACCGUGUUUUGGCAAGCAACAUAUGCUUUCAAGGCUGCCGCCUUACCUGUUCCAAUAGAUUAUGCGGCCGAACGGUGAGGAACCAGGACUUACGGGAUCUUUUUGAAGAAGAGGAAUUUCGAGCGUGGGGUCUAUGUUCAGUGUGCCAGCGUGCCAUUUUCCAUACUGUGUGCCCGUGCAAGCCACCGAAGACUGUUGUGAUUGGGAAGGCACACGGGAAGCCGUACAGUGAGCUCAGAUUGUACAGUUCCGUGCCUGUUGCUUUUCCGGACUUCACAGUCGUGUGGCCCUCCACAGGGCAUCUCUUUAUUGCCCAGGGGUUUAGCCGUUUCGAAUUGCAAGAAAGGAUUCGGAGAUGCUCAACCGAAACUGAGCUCAAAGCCGUCUUGAACGCUCCUCUGCUCCGCUACUUUCUCAGAAACGACUGGAAAUCGUUCAUGAAUCACGCACUACGGAUGUGUUUGAAUUUGAAGGUGGACCAGCACCCGCGGCUGCAGCUGCUAUUAUCUGCAACGGGGGAGAGUCCGAUUUGUUGUUUCGAUCAUGCAGACGCCUUUGACAUUGUCGCUGGUGAGAUUUGCGGCCACGCGACCGCAGUCGGAGAGAUUCUAAUGGAUAAACGCAGUGAGUUUCAAUGA
This is a messenger RNA of Besnoitia besnoiti, 2688 nucleotides long. RefSeq lists its product as uncharacterized. The record is from RefSeq and is a predicted model, not a curated record. Bases 1 to 2688 code for a protein of 895 amino acids. The transcript has a single exon. Lineage: Eukaryota; Apicomplexa; Conoidasida; Eucoccidiorida; Sarcocystidae.